AUGGAGGAGAAAACUAAGGAUGAAAUUAACAAAGAUAAUAUAUCCUGGAACGCUGCUCUAUCUGCAGCCUAUACAAAUGUUUCUUGCGUGGAGGAAACUUUAGCAAUUUCUGUGCAAAAAGCCCAAAUUCAAAAUGAACAAAAAAAAUUUCUCGGAAAUAGUAUUAUUUUAAUGGAUAAAAAUGACAGUCACAUAGAUGAUCAAGAUGCAUGGAGUCAAAUCGUAGAUGAUUCUCUCAAAAAACAUGAUAACGAACACAAAAUCAGAAUAGAAAAGAUGCGCACAAUGUAUGAAGACAGUAAAGCAGUUUUAGAAGCAGAAUUAAGGACUGUUGAUCAGCGUUUGCAUGGAUUAGUUGAAGAAUAUGACGAAGCUAAAAAAUUAUUAACGCGCCAAAUACCAGAAAAUAUACCCACGAAGAUUGAAGACAUGCAGAAUCUUAAAGAUCGCAUUGAAAAAGCUAAAAAAGCAUUAGAAGAACUUGACGAAAAAAAGAAUUCAAUGGAGGAAUCAUUAGCCGCUGAAAAUGAAGAAGAGAAGUAUGAUAUUCCUAGUGAGGAAAUAUCACCAUCACGUGGAAAUAAUUUAAAGCAGAUCUUAGAUAAUACAACUCCCAGACUGCCUACCAAGAUAAAUCGCAGCAACUUUUUUAAUUAA
This is a messenger RNA of Trichomonas vaginalis G3, 657 nucleotides long. RefSeq lists its product as uncharacterized. The coding region runs from base 1 to 657 and encodes 218 amino acids. The record is from RefSeq and is a predicted model, not a curated record. Lineage: Eukaryota; Parabasalia; Trichomonadida; Trichomonadidae. The transcript has a single exon.